Trichoderma harzianum CBS 226.95 is the source of this 3948-nucleotide messenger RNA. RefSeq lists its product as hypothetical. The coding region runs from base 1 to 3948 and encodes 1315 amino acids. The transcript has 4 exons. NCBI's taxonomy places the organism in Eukaryota, Fungi, Ascomycota, Sordariomycetes, Hypocreales, Hypocreaceae. The record is from RefSeq and is a predicted model, not a curated record.
AUGUCAUCCCACUCUUUGAGUACGACCGUAUCAGUAAACGAUGAUACAAUUUCCCAAAGCUCCGAGAAACUGUCCACUUCUCCAUCUUUGUCUCCUCCAUUAGCCGUUCAGCCAUCUGUCUCUCCUAGUUCCGACCAAUCAUCAUCAUCUAAUUCUCCUCCGGCCAUCAUCAUAUUGCCUUCUGACUCUAUUACCGAGGCAGCUCCCGCCACUAUAGCCACUGAAGAAACACCCGAGACUCCAGCUCCAUCCUUUCCUCCGGCCAUUACAAUAUCACCCCCGGUUUCUAUUAUUGAGGCAGCACUCGCUACUAUAGCUGUUGAAGCAGAGGUAUCUGAGACUCCAGCUCCACCCUUGAAUCUAUGGAAAGAAGCAUUCGAAAUUGUCAACGAUGGAACAAAACGCUGGAUCCAAGAGCAUGGACUCAACUCGACGGAGCAGUCGCAACCAGACGGUCAAAUAACAGAACUCAUUACUCUUCUCAAGAGCAAAACUCUCGCCGAAGACAACGAUACGCCUUCCAAGAUCGUAAUCGGUGACCGCAGAAUCGUUUUACGCGAGCAUGUCAACGAAGUCGUCUCCCUUCUCACCAUGGCCGGCGAUAUUGCAAUGAAUUUUGCGCCGCCGCAGGCCAGUGCGCCUUGGGCUAUCGGAAAGGCAUUUCUGAAAAUUCCAGUCAAACAUGUCGACCAGAAGCUAGCCCUUACCGGGACAAUUCGUUGGUUUACACGCAUUGUCCACAGAGGUCAGAUAUAUCAGUUGCGCUACACUGCGAUAAAUACGGAUGAGCAAAUAGUGUCCAGCCUACACGAUGCCCUCCGAGAUUUAUAUGUCGCAGCAAUAGAGCUGUUAGCCCGUUCUGAUAUUGUAUUCAGAAGUGGAAGUUUGAAACAAGCAUUCAGUGCCAUUGUUCGGCCUGAUGAGGCUACAAACCUUGUUUCCGAACUAUUAAAGAAAGAGCAAAAAGUUGUGCUGGAAGCGGAGGCCUGUGAAGCUUGGUGCAGUGCCAAAACAGAUGCGAAACUGUUUCAAAGAACACAGUACAUGCUGGAGAAGCUUGAUGAAAUGUCGGCCCCACUGAGACGAGCUGAUGAGGGCUUAAUCAAGUUGUUCAGGCAGAUUGAUCAAGGCCAACUGGACGAACUGAUGGACUAUAUUAGCUCAGAGGAAUAUGGCAAAAGCCACUCCGAGUUUAGUGAGUCAAGAGUAGAAGGUACUGGUGACUGGUUAAUAAGUCACCAAUGCUUUCGCCAAUGGCAAGCAAGCCGACAUAAAUCAGUGCUUUACCUCAAAGGAAAUGUCGGCACGGGCAAAACAUUCCUUACCUCACGAGUCAUUGAUCACCUAAAGGAAACUUUACAUGCAUCGCUUGGAGAUGAAGGAUUUGCGUUCUUUUACUGCAACCGAUCUACACCCUUGACGCGAGACCCCCUCGUCGUUCUUAGAAGCUUUGUUCGCCAGCUGGCUGACGGGGAAUACUUCGACGAGGUCCCAAAAAGCCUCAAUCAGGCAUAUGAGAAGGCGAAAAAGGAAAAAAGAGGAUUAAGUUAUAAAGAAUGCGAAAUACUGAUUUUGGACUUGCUUAGCCUCUAUCCAAGGACUACUAUAGUCCUUGAUGCUUUGGAUGAGUCUGAUACUGAGAAGUAUAUUCUAGCUAAUACUCUUGUUGAACUAAUAAGAAAGGCGAAAGACCCAGUCAGACUCUUUGUAUCCAGUCGCCCAGACCGGGAAUACUUAAGAGCAUUUGAGGGAAUGCGGAUAAUAACGAUUAAUAGCGACGAUCAACAGAUUGAUAUUGGGAAAUAUCUUAAUGCAAAGCUCUAUUCUACACCCUCAUUUCAGAGUCACCCGACAGAAAUCCAAGAAAUGAUCAGGGCAGCUUUUACAUCUCGAAAGUGCGGGAUGUUCCGAUGGGUCCAUCUACAGGUCAAACAAGUGAAUAAGCUCGUAUCGAACGAUGCGGUCAAAUUGUGGGCCAAGACAGUUCCUGGCGAUCUAAUGGAGGCAUACGACCAGAUGUGGAACAUUUUGAAAAAGGAUCACGCAUACGACAUGCCCUUGAUUGAGCGCGCUAUCAAGUGGGUGUUGGGCGCUCUAGUACCGUUAGAAACCGAACAGCUGGUGACAGCAAUCCGAUAUACAAUUGAAGGAGAUAAUUUGGUAGAGAAAGAGCGACAAACUCCCAGACGGAUACUAUUGCUUUGCCAAGACUUCUUAACGGUUGAUGCGGAGAAGCAAGUGUGGACAUUGCCACAUGCUUCAGUGGCUGAAUACUUUGAAUCCAGGAGCGAGAUAUUGGGGAACUGUCAUGCGUUCAUCGCCAGCAUACAGCUCAAGAUCCUUAUAGAACCUGAAGAGGACGUUCUUGUUUUAGAACCUCAUAAAGACGACCCCGACUACCCGGAAUUCUGUUCUGAUCACAUACCUUUCAGACAUCAUUUCAUGAAUGCUUGGCCCAUGUAUGUCGAACGAUAUGACCGAUGGUUGGGCGCAACAGAGGGCGCAACCCCGGAUGCACAACUUGUGGCCUCUCUGCGACGAUUUCUUGGCUCACCAGAGCAGCGCAGCACCUACUACAUCAAAUGGUGUAAACGCAGGUCCCCUCCUUGGAAUGGGUUGAACGCCUCUGACAUUUGGUUCCCUCCUUGGGAUGGGUUGAACGCCUCUGACAUUUGUUGGCUCAGCAUGUGCCGCUACGGGCUUUAUUACGUUUUACAAGAUUGGUGGGAGAAUUACGUUAGCAAUAGGCCAGUUGAUCUGACCAAGGUCAGGUAUAGAGGGCUUGCACUUGCGGCACAGGGCGGGUGUAUGGAAGUUUGCAGAUGUUUGUUGAGCACGAUGGAUGAGCUGGAUUCGGUUCAACUUGGGCCCGCAAUUCGAAACGCGAUACACGAAGGUCACAAAGAUUUCUUUUUGCUGUUAGAGAGGCAUGGGAAUUUCCGCAUCGCGAAUUACUUUGAGGAGAAACCAGGUGCCAUUCUGGGGGCAGCCCGCCAUCCCGGCCUGAUCUAUUGGCUUGCGAGCCACAGCCUCUUCAAUUCAGUCUCUGGAAACUCCCUGCUCGAAGCUGCAAGAUUGGGCGAUCUACAAGCAGCCAAGGAUCUGCUCGAGGCUGGAGUGGAUGUGAAUCACCGUCCUCAUCACGCAGAGAAAUUUGGGAGCGCCCUUGCCGCUGCCGUUACUUCGGCUGGCCUAGGCGGGGACUUUGAGCCGGACCGCGUGAAAACCAUACAGCUCCUUCUCGACAACGGCGCAGACCCUAAUCUGCCAUUAUACAGUGGUCAGUCUGGCAGUGCAUUAGAAUCGACGAUUUUCUACUAUUGCAAACCAAGAUCAGACGAGAAAAGGGAUGAAUUUGAAUUCGCACAUCCCAAGGAUGUGCUGGCACUUCUGCUCAAAGCUGGUGCUAAACCCGCCAUGGUGCUCGAUCACGGGAACCAUGGCAGUGCUCUUGCCGCCGCCGCAUAUCGCGGGUUGAAAGACAUGCUGGCCUUGAUGGUGGAAGUCAUUGGGAAGGACUCGGCAAUCGAAUGUCUCCGCCAGAGCAGGCGUCCUGAGCGCACGCGUGCCGUCAGGUUCAGAAAACUGAGGCAAUCCAGACAGGACACAAUAGCAUAUCUCACCGACGAGCUUGGAGUCGACAAGGAAAUUCUCCACAAUAUCGGGUUGUGGCAAGAUAGUCCAGAAGAAGUCGGUACAUUUGAAGGUGAAUUCUUCAAAUAUAGACCAAGCCAGGAAUCUAAAGCCCAGGAACCAGAAAUGGAGGAAUCAAGAAUCCAGGAACCAAAUACCGAGAUAUUUUUCCAAUCGUUAUAUAUAUUUGCAGCCGUUGCAGCCGUGGCAGUCGUGGCAUUCGUGGCACUCUCGUAUGGAAUCUUUGAGCCGCGGAGCCAGGCCCCUUGGGGGAUACCUAUCCUCUCCAAUUACCCCAACCCCAUUGGCUCAUGA